GUUUUUAAUUGGAUUACGGCUGCAGUUCUUAACAAUAAUCCACCGAUAGAAAACAUACUUGUGAUGAGUUUUGACAAAGUUUUUCAGAAAAAUUUGAACCAACGAGGAUUCUACCCUUUGUAUAUUAAUGUGACAGGUGACAUUAUGAGACCAAGGGUGAAAUUCAGAUCAGGGAAACAAAACAUCUGGGUGGCUAGAAUGGUGAUAUGGAGAAUAUUCCACUAUGUUGGCUUUGAAAAAAUUGACAACUUUGAUCUAGAUGCUAUCCCGCUGAAGAACCCUCUUAAAGUAUUUGAUGAAAUUAAAGCUGCAGAUAUAGUUGCUGCCACUGGGACAUAUCCUAUAGAUAUUGGCAGGUUAUACGGAUUCACACUGAACAUGGGCAGUGUGGAGCUAAGGAACUCAAAAAGAAUGAAUCAGUUGUGGGACAGCAUAGCCAGGGAGAGCGUUUUUAGUGUCCCAGAUGACCAACUCCUGAUAAACCGUGCAUUACAUGAGGAAGGCAUCACAUGGACAAUUAAGAAACCCUAUACCUUCACCUCCUAUAAUGACAGUGCCAUCAUGUUUGGUUCAGUACGUGGUGUGACGAGAAAUGGAUUUGUCGCUGUGGCAUUAUCAGCGAAACAGUUCUGUAGGGAUACUUGUGAGAGAAAUAACUCAAAAGAUGUUGUUGUAUCACAUUCCAAAGAUGUAGUUUAUAGCUAUCUAGCUCCUGGAUUCAUGAAUGCCACUGAAAUACCUGGGUUAAGUGGAUUAAAUUGGUUGGCUUAUCACAGUGUAAAUGAAACAUUGAUUGAUAUACCAUGACAGCUUAGGAACUUCAAGACAAGAUUUAACAAAAAAAAUUGAAAAAAUCAAAAAUAGCAUCAAAUAUACUUCACAUCAACCAAACUCUUUAUGGGAUGUUCAUCCAAAAAAAGAAGAAAUUAAUAAAAGAUGUAGCUUUUAUUGGUAUCAUUUCCAAAACUAACACUAAUAAUUUUCGUGAAACAUACACACAAAGAAACAAACUACAUGUAUAACAAAUUGUUACUGUUUUUGUCUGAAUUCUAUGUCAAUUUGAAAAUAGCCG
This is a messenger RNA of Owenia fusiformis, 1072 nucleotides long. The record is from the annotation of a GenBank genome assembly. Lineage: Eukaryota; Metazoa; Annelida; Polychaeta; Sabellida; Oweniidae.